GUGGCGUUUGGGAUACAGUGAGUGAGAAAGAGAUCGGCGAUAGGGACGUGAGGAACGGACAGCCAUUUUAUACAUUAAAAAAUAAAUAAAUAAACACAGUUAUUAAACAUAAUAUUGGCAGUCAUGGGGCAGUGUGGCAUUACCUCGUCAAAAACCGUUCUCGUGUUCCUUAAUCUCAUCUUUUGGGCAGCGGCAGGUAUUCUGUGUUAUGUUGGCGCCUAUGUGUUCAUCACAUAUGAUGAUUAUGACCAUUUCUUUGAAGAUGUGUACACGCUGAUUCCAGCUGUUAUAAUAAUUGCUGUCGGGGCUCUCCUGUUUAUCAUUGGAUUAAUAGGAUGCUGUGCAACAAUUAGAGAAAGUCGCUGUGGGCUGGCUACCUUUGUGAUCAUCCUGCUGUUGGUUUUUGUGACGGAAGUAGCUGUAGUGGUACUUGGAUAUAUUUACAGAGCAAAGGUUGAGGAUGAGGUUGACCACUCCAUUCAGAAAGUGUAUAAUAAAUACAAUGGAACAAACCCAGAUGCAGCGAGCCGAGCUAUUGACUAUAUACAGAGACAGCUUCACUGCUGUGGAAUCCACAACUACUACGACUGGAAGAACACAACCUGGUUUAUAGAAGCCAAAAACAACAGUGUCCCUUUAAGUUGUUGCAAAGCAAACAUUAUUAAUUGUACAGGGACUCUUAGCCGUCCAGGAGAUCUUUACUCAGAGGGAUGUGAGGCUCUGGUUGUCAAGAAGCUGCAGGAGAUUAUGAUGUACGUUAUCUGGGCAGCACUGGCAUUCGCUGCUAUUCAGAUGCUGGGUAUGCUGUGUGCAUGCGUUGUGUUGUGCCGAAGGAGUCGGGACCCAGCCUACGAACUGCUCAUCACUGGAGGAACCUAUGCAUAAAGGAAAACACAUACUUGAGCUUGAUAUCUUAUUUUUAUUGGAAAUCAGAGGACGGGCAAGCUAGCUUUCCUAUCUCAUAGUAAGCUAAAGCACGCCUUGCACAAUUUGGGACUGCUAAAGUGUACACUGGUGAUGGGUAAAGCCUCAAAUAUACUAUUUAUUUGCAUGCUUUACAAGUUGGUAUUUUAUUUAAACUGUUUAAAUGCUACUAGCCAAAACUGCAAAAUUAAAAUUAAAAGCACCUGUUUGCUGGGGUAAGGAAGAAAAUAAGUAAAUAAAAAAUAAAUAUGUACCCUGCUGUACCAUUCAAUGAACAUUGGAGCAACUGUUGCAAAUGUGACAUGAAACUGUUUGUUUUUCGUUUUUCCUUGUUUAGUAGUUGUCUGACACACUGUGUGUAGGACUGGACAUUUCUUUCGUUAUUUUAUAAAUAUUUAGUACUACAUGUAAAUACUGAAGGUGAGAACCCCUUUGUAUACGGCUGCCUCAUGCUACUGAAAUGUAAUUUUUAAAAUUAUUAUUGCCUACCCAUCACCAGUUUUCAUUUCUAAGUACGAGUACUAUCACUGUACACACAGUCUUCAUGUAGAAAAAGGAUUGUGUAGAACUGUCUACUCCCAGUGAAAGUAAAUCAGAUUAAAUCUAGUACCUGAAUAUCAGAUCUUCCACUAGCUGAAGAACUGACCUUUUGGGAGUAAUCUAUAUGCACUGCACAGUCUGUAUUAAAAGGUUUUGUUUUGAUAGUUUUUUUUUUUUUUUUUUUUCUGUUGCAGUUGUACAUGGAGUGUACCAUUACAGUAAAAGUUUUAAAGUUGAUUUGGGGGAGAAAAAAAAAAUGUAGCCAUGUAGAAUAACACUAUUAUGUCAAACUGACUUGAAUUAAUGUAAAUAGAAUUAAAAAAAAAAAAAAAAAAACCUUUAAAUGAUUAAAUCUCUCUACAUCCCUCAA
This is a messenger RNA of Polyodon spathula (Mississippi paddlefish), 1834 nucleotides long. Its product is annotated as tetraspanin-3. Gene Ontology annotation, biological process: regulation of vascular endothelial growth factor signaling pathway; protein localization to plasma membrane; protein maturation. Gene Ontology annotation, cellular component: membrane. The transcript is spliced from 7 exons. The record is from RefSeq and is a predicted model, not a curated record. NCBI's taxonomy places the organism in Eukaryota, Metazoa, Chordata, Actinopteri, Acipenseriformes, Polyodontidae. The coding region runs from base 124 to 885 and encodes 253 amino acids.